Molecule: messenger RNA, 1706 nt
Organism: Cuscuta epithymum
Lineage: Eukaryota; Viridiplantae; Streptophyta; Magnoliopsida; Solanales; Convolvulaceae
Source: the annotation of a GenBank genome assembly
GACGAAUUCUUAACGUGGCUUGAACCGGUGAACCAAUGGAAAUGGGUGCCCUAAAAUCGUCGGCGUUGAUCGUGGCGGAAAAUUGGAUGUAUUUUCCGAGUUAAAUAUUUUAGGCGGCUGACCUGGAAGAUAAGCUGAUGGCUAUACGUCCACAUAAUAAUCCCCCAAGCAUAAAAGCAAUCGUCAAAUCCCAAUCUCCUCUCCUCCUCUCCAUCUAUGGAGAAAAUGGCAAUUAUGCUCAGUCCAGUAGUUGUGUUACCGGCGAAUGUAAAGCCAUCUGUCUCAGCGUUCGCCUCUUUUCCGGGCGUCUUCAAAUCUUCAGGCCAGAACCAGCUCCUUAGAAACACCAAAAGCUUGGUAGUAAGGGCCUCUGCGGUCGCAGUUGAGCAGCAGGCCCAGAAGGCGAAGGUUGCCAUCGUCAGAAUUGGAACUAGGGGAAGUCCACUCGCCCUUGCUCAAGCCUACGAGACACGAGAUAAACUAAUGGCUUCACAUCCCGAGCUGUCCGAAGAGGGUGCCGUUGAUAUCAUAAUUAUAAAAACCACUGGUGAUAAAAUAUUGAAUCAGCCACUUGCAGAUAUUGGUGGAAAAGGACUGUUCACAAAAGAGAUAGAUGAGGCCCUUAUUAAUGCAGAAAUUGAUAUUGCAGUUCAUUCAAUGAAAGAUGUUCCAACAUAUCUUCCUGAUAAGACAAUUGUGCCCUGCAACCUUCCUCGUGAGGAUGUUCGGGAUGCAUUUAUUUCUCUAACUUCUGCUUCACUGGCAGAACUUCCUGCAGGAAGUACUAUUGGGACUGCUUCAUUAAGGAGGAAGUCUCAGAUACUUCACUGUUAUCCCUCACUCAAGGUGCUUGAAAACUUCAGAGGCAAUGUUCAGACACGGCUAAGGAAAUUGAAUGAUGGGGUAGUUCAGGCAACAUUGUUGGCACUAGCAGGGCUGAAGCGCCUCAAUAUGACCGAAAAUGUCACUUCCCUUCUCCCUAUAGAGCACAUGCUUCCAGCUGUCGCUCAGGGAGCAAUAGGAAUUGCCUGUAGAAGUGAUGACGAGAGAAUGGCUAGUUACAUCGCUUCUUUAAAUCACGAGGAUACCCGACUUGCAGUUGCUUGUGAGAGGGCUUUUCUGAAGGCAUUAGAUGGAUCUUGUCGGACUCCAAUCGCUGGGUACGCCCAUCGUGGGGAGGAUGGAGAUUGCAUUUUCAAGGGUUUGGUGGCCUCCCCAGAUGGAACUCGAGUACUUCAAACAUCAAGAAAAGGGCCAUACACCUUUAAUGAGAUGGUUGAGAUGGGUGAGGACGCUGGGAAAGAACUCCUGUCACAGGCUGGGCCAGGGUUUUUCGGCAACUAAGUUAUUGGGGAGUCGGAUAUAAGAUGUGAUGGGGAAUGAGAUAUAAGAUGUGAAGGAGGAGAGCUUGAGGUUUCCGUACCAGUCAUGAUAAUUGCUAGCCAUCAUCAUGCCUUAAUUUCACUGAAGGUGUAACCUGGCAGGACGUAUGCUCAGAUAUAGGAAUGGUCUCCCCAGUUAACCCAUAGACUGCACGAUUCACAAACGGUUUAGUUAAUGUAUGAUAUGUUAGGUUAAAACUGAAUAUGAAUUUUUUUUGUCAUUCGUGUAUCAAUCUCCUCUUUAUUUUUUGAUCCCACUUUGUUUCAUUGGGUGUCCGCGACUUUUAGACACUACCCUUCUAAGUAUUGAGCCUUUACAUGGAA